CAAACCUUCUCUGGUUCCCUGACCCCAGUGAGAUUGCAGCCGGUGUGGGGACCUGGGGGAGACAUGGAGAAGGAGACGGGGGAUCCCCUGGCUGGAGCUGACCGACAGAGUAGGCAGUCAUGGCUGGAGAAUUGGAUAUCAGAGUAAUGUUUGACCUCUGGAAACAUCCCUUACAGGAGGUCCGGUCAAAAUUCACUAGGUAGGAGGGUCAUCAGCUGGAAAGAGCCGGAGCCUGGGGGGACCUAGCCGGAUAGGUAUGGGGGAACCAAGCCGGUCCCCCCAUGGCAACCCCCCAACUCUGAGCACUCUCACCCUCCUGCUGCUCCUCUGUGGACAUGCUCAUUCUCAAUGCAAGAUCCUCCGCUGCAAUGCUGAGUAUGUAUCAUCCACCCUGAGCCUUAGAGGUGGGGGUUCACCGGGAGCACUUCGAGGAGGAGGAGGAGGAGCAGGAGGAGGGGGCCGGGGUGGAGUGGGCUCCGGCGGCCUCUGUCGAGCCCUCCGCUCCUACGCUCUCUGCACCCGGCGCACCGCCCGCACCUGCCGCGGGGACCUGGCCUUCCAUUCGGCGGUGCACGGCAUCGAGGACCUGAUGAUCCAGCACAACUGCUCCCGCCAGGGCCCCACGGCCCCUCCCCCGCCCCGCGGCCCCGCCCUCCCAGGCUCGGGCCCCGUCCGCUCCUCCGGCCCCCCAGCCCCGGACCCCUGUGACUAUGAAGGCCAGUUUUCCCGGCUGCACGGUCGUCCCCCGGGCUUCCUGCAUUGCGCCUCCUUCGGGGACCCCCACGUGCGCAGCUUCCACCACCACUUUCACACGUGCCGUGUCCAAGGAGCUUGGCCCCUGCUGGAUAAUGACUUCCUUUUUGUCCAGGCCACCAGCUCCCCCGUGGCAUCGGGGGCCAACGCCACCGCCACCCGGAAGCUUACCAUUAUAUUUAAGAACAUGCAGGAAUGCAUUGAUCAGAAGGUCUACCAGGCUGAGGUGGACAAUCUUCCAGCAGCCUUCGAAGAUGGUUCUAUCAAUGGAGGUGACCGACCUGGGGGCUCAAGUUUAUCCAUUCGAACUGCUAACCCUGGGAAUCACGUGGAGAUCCGAGCUGCCUAUAUCGGCACAACUAUAAUCAUUCGGCAGACAGCUGGGCAGCUCUCCUUCUCCAUCAGGGUAGCAGAGGAUGUGGCCAGGGCCUUCUCAGCUGAGCAGGACCUGCAGCUCUGUGUUGGGGGAUGCCCCCCAAGUCAGCGACUCUCUCGCUCAGAACGCAGUCGUCGGGGAGCUAUAACCAUGGAUACUGCCAAACAGCUAUGCAAGGAAGGGCUGCCAGUUGAAGACGCUUACUUCCAUUCCUGUGUCUUUGAUGUUUUGAUCUCUGGUGAUCCCAACUUCACUGUGGCAGCUCAGGCAGCUUUGGAGGAUGCCCGAGCUUUCCUGCCAGACCUAGAAAAGCUGCACCUCUUCCCCUCAGAUGCCGGGGUUCCUCUUUCCUCAGGAGCCCUCCUGGCCCCACUUGUGUCUGGGCUCUUUGUUCUGUGGCUUUGCAUUCAGUAACUAGGCCAGCAACCCCAUGACUGGUUUGAAAUGAUCAGGGGAUAGAAACAGGCAGGGAAAAACAUGAAGAUUCAC
This is a messenger RNA of Neomonachus schauinslandi (Hawaiian monk seal), 1618 nucleotides long. It is a transcript of the gene HJV, whose product is annotated as hemojuvelin BMP co-receptor. Gene Ontology annotation, cellular component: plasma membrane. Gene Ontology annotation, molecular function: coreceptor activity. Gene Ontology annotation, biological process: BMP signaling pathway. Bases 257 to 1543 code for a protein of 428 amino acids. The transcript has 4 exons. The record is from RefSeq and is a predicted model, not a curated record. NCBI's taxonomy places the organism in Eukaryota, Metazoa, Chordata, Mammalia, Carnivora, Phocidae.